CCAAAAGCGCAUCAAGUGCGGGAUAACUUAGCAUUUUACUGCAAGUUGCAACCACUCAAAACUCUUUGAAACUAAUGAGAACGUUUAUUGCAUUGCUGUUUUUAAUUAAAUAGUUAUAUACAAUUUUACUCUAUAAAAGAAUUCAUCAUGGAUGAUUCAUUAGCUACUCAAAGAAACAAAAGACAAAAAGUUGAUAAAUCAGGUCGUUUAGCUGCUUUAGAUAGAUUCAAAAAGCUGAAAGGUAAAAAACAUACAUAUGAAGUGGAAGAACUUCAAAAUGUUUAUGAUGAAGUUGAUGAAGAUGAGUAUGGGCAAAAAGUCUUAGAUAGACAGUAUGAUGAUUGGAUUGUCGAUGAUGGAGGUGGUUCUGGCUAUGUUGAAGAUGGACGUGAAAUUUUUGAUGAUGACCUGGAUGAUGAAAGUGUUAAAAGGGCUUCUAAACUUGCGAAAGAAGAAAAGAAAGGUCCACGAAAACGUAAACGUGAAGAAGAUACCAAAGGAGAUGGAAAAAUUACAAGUUUAUUUUCAAAUAUGUCUAAAAAGAAAGCUGAAGAAAAAAUAAAUAAUGAUGAUCUUCUGGGUGAAAUUAUGGCUGAAUUAAAUAGUGAGAAAGAGACUCACAAACAAAUUCGACCUUUAAAUAAAUUCAAGUCUACUCCUAAAAUGACACCAAAAACUAAAGAUAGUGAUGAUUUAGUAAUGGCACAAUUAAUGAAAGAAGUAAGUAAGAAACCAAAAAUAGUAACAACUGUUUUAGAUGAAAUUGAAAGUGAAAGUAUAUAUGAUCGACCUGAUCAUACUAUUAUUCCUAAAACAUUGACCUCAAAAACAGAAGUUAAAAUCAAAGAACCUAGUAAAGAAAUAUCAACCCUAUCAAAAAAGUCUCAAAAACCAGAUCAGAAAUAUUCCAAUUCUAAUGAAGUACCAAAAUCAUUGGAAAUGGAAACUGAAACUUUUAAUUUAGAUGAUUUUGUUGAAGAUGACUUUUCAUUAGCGGAUGUUAGUACACACAAAGAAGCUACAAAUGGAACAGGUACAAUCCAAAAGCUUGAUAAAAAAGCAACAGAAGAAAAUUUGGAUCAAUAUAUUGGUGAUAUUUCUGAUAUUGAUUUUGCAAAUUCGGAUAUGGAUACAAGCUGUAAUCAAGAUACUUCGUCUUCUGUGAUAAAUGUACAGUCCACCUUGGAUCGUUCUGAAAUGUGGAAAGAAAAAGAUGCUGAUAAGCGCAAUGAUGAUGUUUUUGCCAAAGCUUGGCAAGAAGACUUUCUACAACCUACUGAUGACAGUACAUUUAUUAAAUCUUCCAAAACUGAUGAAAAGAUACAAUUCCCUACAGUUAAAAAUUCCGCUGGAGAUCAAGUUUUUAGAUUUUUUUGGUGGGAUGCUUUUGAAGAUCCAUACAAACAACCAGGUGUCGUUUAUCUCUUGGGAAAAGUUUUUGUUGAUUCAUUAAACGAUUACGUUUCUUGUUGUGUUGGUGUUAAAAACAUACCAAGAAGAAUUUUCCUUCUUCCUCGUGAGUAUGUAAAAAAAGAAGGAACAAAACAAGAUGAUGAAUCGUCACGUGAAGAGAACAAUUUGACCAACGUUUAUACCGAAUUCAAUGAAUACGCCCGUAAACUUGGCAUAAAAGAUUUUCGAAGUCGCGAAACAACGAAAAAUUAUGCUUUUGAGCGUGAAGGCAUACCGACCACGUCUGAAUAUUUAGAAGUUCGUUAUCCAGCUACGGACCCAGCUUGUGAUCCUGAUUAUUCUGGACCAGCUAUUGAAGCUAUUUUUGGCACUUCUGUCAAUCCAAUGGAAUUAUUUUUAAUUGAAAGAAAUAUAAAAGGUCCAUGUUGGUUGGAUAUCAAAGGAGCUGUACCCGUUGACAAUCCUUUUGCUUGGACUAAAGUUCAGGUAUUUAGCACAAAAAUGGAAUUUGUUACUGUUACAACUGAUUCAACUCCUCAAAUGUUGCCCCCUAUUUCGAUGGCAACAAUAAAUGUUCAAGUUUCAUUAGAUCCAAAACAACAGAAAAAUGAAAUUGUUAUUAUUGGAGUUUUACUCCACAACAAAUUUCAAUUGGACAAAGCCCCACCCAAACCACCAUUUAAUGAACAUUAUUGCUUGGUUACCCAUCCAAAAACUACGACAUGGCCAAUUAAGGGUAAGGAUCGUUUGGCCAAAAUCACCAAGACCAAAGUGAUACGUUGCGACACAGAACUUGAAUUGCUCGAAAAGUUCCUCGAAAUAUUUCAGCGAGCAGAUCCCGAUAUCGUCGUAGGAUAUGAUUGUGGCUUUCAGUUCGAUGUAUUAAUGAGUAAAAUAUUUGCUCUGAAAGUGAAAAACUGGAGUUGCGUCGGAAAACUCAGGCGCUUAGUUCCACCGUACUUUAAGGGUAAAAUGAAUUUGAGUCAAAUUUUUUGUGGAAGGCCAAUCUGCGACAUCACUACGUCUGCCAAAGAAUUGAAUUUGAAAGUUCGCAGCUAUGAUCUUGUAUCACUUUGCGUUUCGGUACUUCAUAAAAAAGAUUAUGAGUGCAAAGAAAUUAAACCAGAAGACUGUCCUAAAUUUUAUGCGACUGCUGAAAAGCUCGAAGCUCUUGUUCAGUCUAGUAUGAUGCAGGCAUCGUAUAUUAUCAGCAUCGUUGUUGAACUGAAUAUUUUACCUCUUUACUUGCAAAUAACAAAAUUGGCCGGUAACACUCUGUCGCGUACUCUGUCAGCUGGUCGUGCCGAACGUAACGAAUUUCUCUUGCUUCACGCGUUCCAUCAAAGAGGAUACAUUACUCCUGAUAAAAGGGUAUCAAAUAAAAAGAAAGAAGGUGAACAAGCACAAGGAAAGAAAAAACCACAGUAUAUGGGAGGUCUGGUGUUAGAUCCAAAAAAAGGAUUUUAUGAUAAAUUAAUUUUACUGAUGGAUUUUAAUUCAUUAUACCCGAGCAUCAUUCAAGAAUUCAAUCUAUGUUUUACUACAGUUCCUGGUGCUGCUUACUCGGAAGUUGACGAUUUAGAAUUACCAGAAUCUUCAGUAGAAGACGGCGUUGUACCUACAGAAAUUCGGAAACUCGUCGAGAGCCGCAUUGAAGUGAAAAAAUUAAUGAAAGCUUCAAACACAUCACCCGAAUUAAAAGUACAAUAUAAUAUUCGUCAACUAGCUUUAAAGCUCACUGCCAAUUCUAUGUAUGGUUGCCUCGGUGCCACGCAUUGCCGUUUCUACGCUAAAGGUUUAGCUGCUCUUGUCACGAUGAAAGGUCGAGAAAUUUUGCAGAACACCAAAAGUUUGGUUGAAAAAGCCAAUUACGAAGUUAUCUACGGAGACACUGAUUCCAUUAUGAUUAAUACAAAUAUCUUAGAGUUCGAUCAGGUCUUUAAUAUUGGAAAAGAGAUAAAAAAAGAGGUCAACAAGACUUAUAGAAAAGUCGAAUUGGAUAUUGAUGGAGUUUUCAGAUACCUAUUACUAUUGCAAAAGAAAAAAUAUGCUGCUCUUACUAUGAGUAAAACACCCAAUGGUCAAUUGCAGUUUGUUAAAGAGAUUAAAGGUCUUGACAUCGUCAGAAGAGAUUGGUGUGGACUUGCUUGCGAUAUCGGAAAUCAAAUUUUAGACCAGUUAUUAAGCGAUCAAGCUUCCGAAUCACGUCUAGAUAAAAUCUUCGAUAUACUUCAACAAUGCUCUAAAAAUUUACGCGAAGGACAGUUACCUCUUUCAUUGCUAGUUAUUACCAAGCAAUUAUCAAAGAAUCCUAACGAAUAUCCAAAUGACAAAAAAUUAUCGCACGUACUUGUUGCGUUGCGACUUAACGAAAGCGGUGGUCGUAAAUGGAAAGCUGGCGAUACAGUGCCUUAUAUCAUUUGUGAAGACGGUACAGAUAGAACGCCUUUGGAGCGGGCUUAUCACAUUGAAGAGUUCAAAAAGAGUGACAGUCUCAAAGUGGACAUUAACUAUUACCUUUUGAAUCAAAUUCAUCCAGUAGUUUUGAGAAUAUGCGAGCCGAUCGAAGGCAUCGAUGACGUUUUAUUGGCACAGAAUUUGGGCGUCGGGGACCAGUACAAACCACGAAAAACCUACAACCCUACAAACCAAGAAGAUGGUGAAGUGCCGUUGUGCGUACAGGACAAUCGUUAUGAGAAAUGCACGCCGUUUUCGUUUACGUGCCGAAACGAGAAAUGCAAGACUGUUAAUUCAAUUAAUACCACGAUUACCGAAUUCGCAGGAGUUCCUAAGCCAUCACUAGCGAUGUGUUCUAAUCCCGACUGCGAUAUGCCACCUUGGAAGUAUAGCUACUCAAUACAGAAUAAAUUACAGAUGGAUAUUAGAAGAUUGGUCACAGAUUACUAUUAUGGCGAGGUUGAGUGUGAAAAUCCCAUUUGUUCCAAAGUCAUGCGAAGAGUUACCUUAGAUACUUUGCGCACUCUACCCAAAUGCUACGUAUGUCUCGAUGGCAAUGUUCAUAGACUCAACAGAGAAACAGACUUGUACAAUCAAUUGAGUUUCUAUCUUCACUUGUUCACAUUGAAUCAAACACAUUACAAAAAUCUGAAGCCGGCGCCUACGCGAGAAAUGAUAGCGGUUUAUGAUACAAUUAAAGAGUUCGUAGAGAAACAAAUUCAGUGCAAUGCUUAUUCAGUUAUAGAUUUGACAAAAAUGUUUUGGCCAAAUAUUCGAGAAAGUGAGAUCGAUGCGCUUAGCGAACUCGAUGAUAAAAUAACUAAGUCCACCGUCAUGGUUGAGGAUCUCAUACAUGAAGAUGAAGAUGUCGAUGAGAAUGAAGAGGAGUGAGACAUUGAUGUUAAGUUUUAUAUUUUUCUACUGUAUUACAUUUAAAGAAUUUGUAAAAAGAUGUCUUUCAUCAGAACAAUAUCAUUUUAUAAUAAAAUACAAAAUCUAAUUUACAA
Trichogramma pretiosum is the source of this 4877-nucleotide messenger RNA. RefSeq names its product DNA polymerase alpha catalytic subunit (gene DNApol-alpha180). The record is from RefSeq and is a predicted model, not a curated record. Gene Ontology annotation, cellular component: alpha DNA polymerase:primase complex. Gene Ontology annotation, biological process: leading strand elongation; DNA replication; mitotic DNA replication initiation. Bases 148 to 4761 code for a protein of 1537 amino acids. The transcript is spliced from 12 exons. Gene Ontology annotation, molecular function: purine nucleotide binding; DNA-directed DNA polymerase activity; single-stranded DNA binding. Lineage: Eukaryota; Metazoa; Arthropoda; Insecta; Hymenoptera; Trichogrammatidae.